AUGUCACGGACUAGGAUUGAGAGACAUGCAGGUCUUUUAUGGCCGAGCAUUAACUACAGAAGGAAGUUCGCAAUUCCCUCACGUAUAUCUAGACGGGUUCUGCUCACCGAGCUGAGAUUUGCUCGUACCAUGGUCCAAUCCCCAAUCCCACCUUUAGUUCCGCUUUCCAACAAACUACCGUCAAGAAACACUCAACACCUUCACCGCAGCACAACAGGACGAAUGCAUCAAGUGAACCCCGCAACUCUCAUCAAAAAGACCGAUCUUCAUGUCCGAAUAGGAUACACCAUAUCCGUUUGGCACGAUGGUGAGGGCUUAUUGGAAUCGAGAUUCCAACUCCUACAUGCUAGAAUACUAUGCGGAGGUGUCCAGAUAACGAUACGAUCCGAUCGGAAUGAUCUUAAAAAAAGGGCAAGUGAUCUGCGUGGACGAGAACGAGGGGGUUUCAAGGCUCGCAUAGAUGAACCAGUCAGCCUUGAAACUAUGAGAUGCAUAGAAACGUGUAUUUUGGAACACAGCGGACACAGAGGGCACAGCGUUGAGGGAAAUACAAAAGGUGGCGCUGAACUUGGUCAUAGUGAACUAUCACUAUCGAGUCAGAGUCAAAGUGACAUUGCGGAGGAGAUCCGAAAGGGCGGAGAAAGAUCUACUACUAAUAUUUCUACGAGACAUCAAAGUCGAUCUACGGACAUGUUUAGCUUUUGCUACGGAUCGGUCGAUGGCGAUAAUGUUUCUAGGAAGUUUGGCUCGGAAGUGCUGAUUUCCAGUCUUACACGUACAAAGGCUUUAGAUCUGGUGGAAUAUAUUAGCGGAGAUCUGGAGGUCAUUGGGAGUACGAGAUUAGGAUUAUAUGAAUGUGUUAAUAUUCAUAUAAUUGACAGUAAUACCGAUUAUCGACGUGUGAAAUAUCGACAACUCCACAGCUUUGAGUCAUUACACAUUAAAUCGUUUUUUCAGCAGCAAAUGUAA
Sclerotinia sclerotiorum 1980 UF-70 is the source of this 969-nucleotide messenger RNA. RefSeq lists its product with no specific name. The record is from RefSeq and is a predicted model, not a curated record. Bases 1 to 969 code for a protein of 322 amino acids. NCBI's taxonomy places the organism in Eukaryota, Fungi, Ascomycota, Leotiomycetes, Helotiales, Sclerotiniaceae. The transcript is spliced from 8 exons.